CAUUACAUUACAUUACAUGAUAUUACCUUACCUGACAUUACCCAUUACCUACCUACCUACCUACCUACCUCCCUACCUACCUACUUUCACAAGAUUCUACACAUAACCUUAAACACAAUCUUUUUCCUAAGACUUUAAACAUCCACUCAAAAACUUCCGACCCCUGCUUAUCCCUCCUACUUUCUCCCCUCCCUUCUUGUCUCACUGGAAAUUUUAAUCCAUUCUACACCUUCCUUCACCCAAAUCUCAGAAUUCCAGAAAUCCUGAGAUUUUAGAUUUGCUCAUCAAAUUUUCCGAGAUAUUUACUAAAAUGUCUUCCAUUUCGCAGGCUAUUAAAAACGCCCUCCAUCGUGGUACGUUUUCAGAGUCGACUACGAACCCAAAAUUACCAACAACGCACUUGCUGCCUCUGUGCUUCUUUCACUUUUUUUUUUCACAGUCAAAACUUUAAAUACUGAUCAUGAAUUUAGGCAAGGGAGGUGCGAAGGCCAAUGAAGACAACACCAAGAAAGCUUCGCCUGCUGCCCCAACAGUCGCUCAACAUCAUGCUGCCAGAUCAGAUCCGAACGUAAUGGCCCAUCAAGCAAAUCAAGUACCUGGAGGAGAUGCAUCCUCAGCUGCGAAUGAGGACAAUAGAAAUAGAGGGGCAGCAGGACAACAGCAAACCAGAGGACCCAAUACAGAAGAAUUGGCAAGACUAGUGGCAGCAGAAAAUGAGAACAAAAACAAAUUACCAAGAUACCCGGGGCUCGAGCGAUGGCAACUCGUUGAGAAAAUGGGUGAUGGAGCAUUCAGCAAUGUCUACAAGGCCGUCGACUUGGAAGGGAGAGCUGGAAAGGUGGCAAUCAAAGUUGUCCGAAAAUUUGAGAUGAACUCUAAUCAGGUAAGUACCUAUGAGACCUUUCAUUUUCUUUUUGCUCUUUAUGCUUUCUUGAACCGUGCCAACAAUGAGUGGUAGGGCGAUGCUCAUCUUCAUCCAAACUUCAACAAGAAGCAACCCAAGGGCGUGGAGGUGCGAAAACAUUUUUCAUCUAUUCUUAUAAAAAAACAUUCCACGCGGUAUCGAUCAUAACUAACUCGACGUGAUUUUGGCAGAGGGCAAAUAUUCUCAAGGAAGUUCAAAUCAUGCGAGGUUUAGAUCAUCCUAAUAUCAUCAAACUCAUCGAAUUUUCCGAAUCCAGACAAUACUACUAUCUUGUGUUGGAGUUGGCACCGGGUGGAGAAUUAUUCCAUCAAAUUGUUCGACUCACUUAUUUCAGUGAGAAAUUAUCAAGACACGUUAUUACUCAAGUUGCCGAAGCAUUACUUUACCUUCACGAAACCCAGGGUGUUGUCCACAGGUGAAGAAUUUCCCCCUCCCUUCCCUUCUUCCCCCACCCCACUUUUGUUCUUUAUUAUUUGGUAAGCAGCAACACUGACGUCAUUUCACAGAGACAUCAAGCCGGAAAACAUUUUAUUCGACCCAAUACCAUUUAUUCCAACCAGAAAUCCAAAGCCAAGAUCCGCUGAAGAUGAGGAUAAGGUUGAUGAGGGUGAAUUCACCAUAGGUGUGGGAUCCGGUGGCAUUGGAAGAAUCAAGAUUGCCGAUUUUGGUCUGAGUAAGGUCGUAUGGGAUAGUCAAACCAUGACCCCGUGUGGUACCGUCGGGUAUACCGCUCCAGAAAUUGUCAGGGAUGAACGAUAUUCGAAAAGUGUCGACAUGUGGGCAUUAGGUUGCGUUCUUUAUACCUUGCUCUGCGGGUUCCCACCAUUUUAUGACGAAAGUAUUCAACUCUUGACUGAAAAGGUUGCCACAGGUCAAUACACAUUUCUCUCCCCAUGGUGGGAUGACAUCUCGAAGUCUGCGCAGGACCUUGUCUCGCAUUUAUUAACUGUGGAUCCCAAGAAGAGAUAUACAAUUGAACAAUUCCUCCAACAUCCGUGGAUUCGAGGUACCGAUCAACCUACUUACGCGGCGCUCGACGCUCCGCCAUUUGCUACUCCAUCUGUCGAACGUCAACUCAACUUUGGUGGUGGCUUACGAGCCUUCAACCCCGAUCUUUUGGAGUCCCCUGGUGCUGGCAAACGUAUGGAUUUCCGAAGUCCUGGUGCUGUCAACUUACGUGAGGUAUUCGACGUGGGCUAUGCUGUUCACAGACAAGAAGAGGAAGCCAAGCGCAAGAAGAAUUUCAAGCACGGUUACAGAGGAGGGUCUGCUGCCAUGAACCCUCUCAACCCUAUCGAUGACGACGAAGACUUUGAUGAGAGCGACGAAGGUGACUACGAGGAUAACGGAGCAUCUUCCAAGGUGCCAAAAUCAGGGCAAUCAGAUGUUGCACAAGUCGGCGAGACGUUGCGAAAUACGAAAUUGAACUCAAAGUCCGCUCUUCCGGCUAAGGGAUAUGGUCAGCAUAGUCCUACGGUGACAGCAGCUGCAAAGCAACAGGUUAGAAAUAAAAGUGGCCCUUUCGAACUCAACCUCGAUGGAGCAACUCUACUUGGACGUCGCCACAAACAGGUACCGCCCAGUAGUCUGAGGGAAUCAACGGUCGUGCAAUAGUCACGGCCUUGGGAAUGGUGGAAUCUACUUGCUUGUUUUCAAUUUUUAUUCUCGUGGAUCCGGGUCUAAGGCACUAUUUAACUCCGAUCACGUUUCAAGUGGCAAUAUUGAUAUCGUUUCACAACUUUGCUUUCAUUGCAACGUAUUUGAGAGUCCGGCGGUAGCUAGUGGCCAUCAUUUUCUUACUCGUCUACUUCCGGCGCGAACUUGCUUGUCGAACAACAUCGAAUUUGGGUUGACCAAGCAAGACCAUCCGAGAGCGACGCCACAUUACAUACAAUUCAUCAUACGGGACGGUUUAUUUGUGUUUCUCAUUCGUUGGUUCACAUUGGCGUCUGGAGAUGGAAAUAAAUUUCCGGGUUAUAUAAUGCGGUGACGACUGAUGGUAAUCAAUGGGCUCUUAUCGUAAUUUGGUUUCUUUUCUUUUCAUGGGAGUGCUUCAUUUGAAGGCACUAUGUUUACUGACCACACGAGGCUACGAUCAAGGAAAGUGCUGGCUGCAGCAGUACUAUCCUAAUGUUUUUAGAUCCUUAUUAUUUCAUUCUCUUCUUUAGGUUCGGGCUUUAUGCAUUCAGAAAUUUUUUUAUGCGUUUGGGGUUGGUUUGGAAGGCAGAUAAAUGAUGGUGGGUUAGUAAAUAGAUUAAAGAUCAAUGGAGUUUUAGUACAU
This is a messenger RNA of Sclerotinia trifoliorum, 3206 nucleotides long. The record is from the annotation of a GenBank genome assembly. NCBI's taxonomy places the organism in Eukaryota, Fungi, Ascomycota, Leotiomycetes, Helotiales, Sclerotiniaceae.